Molecule: messenger RNA, 1035 nt
Organism: Ogataea philodendri
Lineage: Eukaryota; Fungi; Ascomycota; Pichiomycetes; Pichiales; Pichiaceae
Exons: 1
Coding region: 1-1035 (344 amino acids)
Biological process (GO): intra-Golgi vesicle-mediated transport; endocytosis; endoplasmic reticulum to Golgi vesicle-mediated transport
Cellular component (GO): Golgi apparatus
Molecular function (GO): GTPase activator activity; protein binding
Source: RefSeq, a predicted model, not a curated record
AUGCCAAAAAGAUCAGAGCAGGAACAGCGGCUUCUGGAGAUGCUGAACGCGCGCGGGAACCACAACCGGUGUGGCGAGUGCGGGGCGUCGUAUCCGACGUGGGCGUCGUGGAAUUUGGGUGUUUUUCUGUGCGGACGGUGUGCGUCUAUCCACCGGACUUUUGGUCCCGACAUCUCCCAGGUCAAGUCUUUAAGUCUGGAUAAUUGGAGCUCGCAGGAACUGGACAUGCUGGAAUCGCUCGGAAACAAGGAAAACCACCGGCUGUGGAACAAUCGCAAGGAGCCGUUCCCGUACGACGACGACGAUAAGGACGCCAUUACGCUGUUUUUGCGCGACAAGUACAUCCGCGGUAAGUUUCGCACGACUCCCAUCGACCCAAGCGACUACAACUUGCGGUCCGAGUCGAGAAGACACAGAAGAAGGGGCCAUUCCGUCGGCUCUGUGAAUUCUGGACAUUCUGGCUAUUCUGCCUACUCGGGAGGCUCAGGGUACAAGAACUCGCGAGGAACAAGUCCGCGUCGGCGCAGGUACGUGGACCUUUCGCGGAAACUGAAAUACGAUUACGGGUUUGAGGACGAGGAACGGAAUCUUGAUGCUCUAGAAAGAACGCACGGAGACGUUAGGCGUGCGGCCAAUCUUUUGGAGAAAGAGACGAGAGAAGAGGCUCCGCCGCCACUUCCAAGACGCAAGUCCGCUUCGGGUGCCUUGUUGGACGCCACGAAAACAGGAGCCAACGAUUUCGACUGGUUGAGCGGAGACCAGCCAGUGCAACAGGCCGUUGCACAGCCGGGAGUUUCGGACGUGCAAAUCUAUCAGUAUGUGGACCCAAACACCGGCCAAGUGUACUAUAUUGACUCGAACGGGCAACAAUACAUUGACCCGAGCCAGGCAGAGGCAGAGGCCCAGAUGCAAAUGCAGAUGCAGAUGCAACAGAUGCAACAGAUGCAAAUGGCCCAACAACGACAGGUGGCCAACGCCCAGGUGAUGUCCAUGUAUAACCAGCCGACGGGGCAGCCGGGGCAGGGAUUCUAUUAA